Molecule: messenger RNA, 1643 nt
Organism: Raphanus sativus (radish)
Lineage: Eukaryota; Viridiplantae; Streptophyta; Magnoliopsida; Brassicales; Brassicaceae
Product: zinc finger CCCH domain-containing protein 62
Exons: 9
Coding region: 151-1197 (348 amino acids)
Source: RefSeq, a predicted model, not a curated record
AAAAUACAGAGCCCCUAAAUUAGUCUUUUAUAAUAAAGUAGAAGGUAAAUAAUGCAAAUAUGUAAAGUAAACACCCUCUAGAGAGAAAAAGAGAGAGAGAGAGAGGGGAAGCGUUUGCGUACAAUUUUGAAAGUUUGAAACCUUUCCUCUAUGUCGAAGAAGGAGAAGGAAAUCAUCGAUCUGUGUAGCUCGGAGGAAGACGAUGAGCUUGACGACGAAACGGAAGACGAACCGAAGAGUUUAGGUGAGGAUGAUAGCGAUUGGAGCCACGAUGAUACUAGGGACGCAGACCUGGAUUUUGUCGACGACGAUGAUGAUGAUGAUGAUGAGAGAGUUACUCGUCUGCUCACAGGUGGAAGGGAUAUGAAAAAGGAUGAUGUAAAUGUAGAAGAAUGCAAAGCUUACCUGAGAAAGCAUGGUCUCAGAUUAUCUGGCACUAAAUCCGUCUUUAUUCAGCGAAUUCUUGAGCAUUGCAGGAUCAAACAUGGGAACGCCCAAUCACUUUAUCCAACAUCAUCCUUCGCUAUUAACUGUAAAGGUGAUGUCUGCAAAGGAGACACUGUUUUGUUCACCCAGAAGCUUCAUCACAAGUAUGAAAAGAUGAAAAGGAGUGGGAAGGUUAUGGGGACAAGAACUGUCGCUGGCCAGGUUGUUAAAGAAAGCUACGGUUCUUCUAAACAGCAACACACUUUCACUAUCGAGGUGCUUUGGUGCGAGGGGAUACAGAAACUGCCUCCCUUGUACCCUUUACUUGUUAAAGGACGUAACCUUUAUAGGUUAAUGACCAUGAGGCAGCGAUGGGCUAAUGAAGAAGACAGAGUCAAAGCUCUUUCUGAAAAGCACGGCCGUGGUGCCGCAGCUAGAAAGGUUAUGAGAGAAAGGAAAAUAAAGUCAGGCUAUGUGCUUAAAGAUGGACGACUUCAAAAGCCUAAGAAGACAAGAAAAAACGAGAAAUAUGAGAAUCAAACCCACAGGCAUAGACAAGACAUCCCGGCUAGUCAUUCUUCUCAGGGCCAUAACAAUCCAACUCAGUUGAAUUAUAUGAAUCCCACUUUUCAUUCUUAUACACAUGCUCCUCCUUCCAAUGUUCACCAUUCACAUCCUCCCCCUUCACAAUCAUAUGCUUCUUCAAACACAGCCAAACCAAUGGAUCCAAAGACCACCACUAGAUUUCUACAAUGGAAGACCUACGUCUAAUGCUUUCCAGGGACAUGCCAAUACACUCGCUAUGCCGGUUACGCCCCAUCAGAGAAGAGCAUACGAGAACCUGCAUGCAAGCUAUAACUACGGGGUGAGGGAGUCGGAUUACUUCUCAGAUACGAUGGUAAACCACACAAGUGAAGGAGACAUAUACAGACAAGGUGAGGAUACUCGCAGACCAUACAAGAACCAUCAAACCUACCAUUCUAACUCUAAUAGUGGCUUCAACCAUGGAUCAAGUCACAGAAGAGAAGGAGAUGCACACAGGGACACUUACAGACCACAUCAUCGGUAAUACAACACUCAUUGUUUAAACUUGAAUGAAUAUGCACUUUUUGUUUAGUUCCCUGGCUUAUAGUAAACUGUCCGUUCUCUGUAAUCAUUAAAACGUCAGAAAUUUUUAUGGGAUCAUUAUUCUCUAUUGAUCACCCGUUUCUCAAUCA